AUGGAGUUGCAUAAGCUUUCCAAUGAAAAACCUCAGGCAUUCUUCUCCAAAAAGGCUAAGCUGGAUCAGGGAGUUGUAAGAUUAACAAAAUUUAGAUCCAAGGGUGUUUGGUUUGCAGAAAUCGCGUUUUGGCCUUCCUCAGGAGGACUUAUUGCUAUUGAUUCGAUGAUUCCUAUCGGACGUGGUCAGCGAGAAUUAAUUAUUGGGGACAGGCAGACCGGUAAAACUGCAGUAGCCACGGAUACGAUUCUCAAUCAACAAGGGCAAAAUGUAAUAUGUGUUUAUGUAGCUAUUGGUCAAAAAGCAUCUCCUGUGGCUCAAGUAGUGACUACUUUACAGGAAAGGGGGGCAAUGGAAUACACUAUUAUAGUAGCCGAAACGGCGGAUUCUCCGGCUACAUUACAAUACCUUGCCCCUUAUACAGGAGCAGCUUUGGCUGAAUAUUUUAUGUACAGAAACAACAUUAGCAAAUGA
Messenger RNA from Benincasa hispida (wax gourd), 474 nucleotides. NCBI's taxonomy places the organism in Eukaryota, Viridiplantae, Streptophyta, Magnoliopsida, Cucurbitales, Cucurbitaceae. The record is from RefSeq and is a predicted model, not a curated record.